AUGGACAUCACAAUUCACCGCUUUGGCGGGUUCGAUUUCUCUCCAUACGAUAAAAAUCAGUCCAUCUUGAUACCACAGUCUUCUAACUUGACUAGCGUAUAUCAAAGCACCAUGUCGUUGUCUCAAGUUUCAUGGAUCCAUCAUGUGUCACAAAUUGCUCAGUCUGGAAUACCACAGGCUGUUGUACUCGUGUUGUCACUUCUUCAGCUCAUUUAUCGAUUAAGCCGAAUACAUCGACAGGAGUCUACUUAUCGAUUCAAAGCUGCCAAGAUCCGUUGGUCGUUUGAACUUCCCUCCCAGGUGGCAAGACUUACUGCCGUUGUAUUUAUCACGAUUGCUUACACUCAAGAUCAACUGCAUUGGAUCAACAUCGUUUCCGUUAUAUAUACGUUCACUGUCGGUCUGCUGCGCCUAUUCAACCAUCUUCAGUGGCGUCAUGUAGCGUUGCAUCAAAUCAACUUUGUGCUCGCAGCUAUCAUGGUUAUCCUCAUUGCUGGUCACACCUUACCUUGCAUACAGACAGGUACCAGGUGUCUCCACGAUACCAGUACCUCGGCGGGCAUGGUUGCUAUCGCAACUGCAUCUGUCAUUGCAGCUAUCACUCCAAGAGAGUGGACACCAGUACAGAUUGAUCUUGAUAUUCCUGGCUACGACCAGAAUAAACCAGCUCCUGAAGAGACAUGCAGUUGGUUCACUUACUACUGUACCUAUAACUGGCUAACACCAGUCAUCUGGAAGGGUAUUAAGCGGAGACUUGACAUGGCUGAUAUACCGAAGAUAGCAUGGUAUGAUGAGCCAAUAUAUCUUCUACGCCGUGUUCAAGAGGCUCGCUCAAUCUCGAAAAAUACUCUUUUUACGGUCCUUCGAUUCCAGAAGCGCGAGCUACUCCUAAUGACAUCCUGGGUUGCCGCAGCGUAUACAGUCGAGAACGUAGCCCCUUACGGCAUGUUUAAGCUGCUCGAGUAUCUUGCUGAUCCUUGUGGCGCCAUCUAUAAACCAUGGCUUUGGUUAUUCCUGAUGUUCAUCGGCCCACUGUCACGCACCAUUGCCUUCCAGCAGUACGUAUUUACCUCCACCAGACUCGUGGUGCGCAUUAAAUCUGCCUUGACGCAAGAGCUGUAUUACACUGCCCUGGAUUCGAUGGAGAUGGAAGAAGAUCCAUUCGAGCUGCAGUCGGGAGGCAAAACGUCUGGCAACCCGAAAGGCCAGGCGGCCGCCAAGAGCACGUCGGCAGGACGCCUGGCUAAUCUCAUGGCUUCUGAUAUAGAUGCUAUCUACAGGUCGAGAGACAUUAUUCAAGCCACUGUCGGUACUCCCGUCGGGACUGUCAUAUCUCUUAUUGGCAUGUACAGAAUGAUGGGAUGGGCAUCCUUGGUAGGAAAUGCCAUUCUAUUUCUGGCCACCCCUCUUACAGUAUGGCUUGGGCGGUUGAUGUUUUACUCACAGCGUCGGGUUAGAAAGGCUCAAGAUUCGCGCAUGUCCUUGGUGACAGAGUAUCUUGCUUCUCUCCGCGCCAUCAAGUAUUUCGCAUGGGAAGAACCUAUCACGGAAAAGAUCAUCGACGCACGUUCUGCUGAGCAAAAGGAACUCUGGAGGACUUCUAUGAUACAAGCCUCGUUGAACCAAGUCAUGCAGAUUGUUCCUUAUUUGUCGCUUCUCGUGAUGUUCGGCUUAUACGUCGGCCUCUCAAAACGCCGACUCGAUGCCGCAACUGCUUUUACUACCAUCUUCCUCGUCAAGAACGUUCGCAGAAAUAUCAUGCAAGCUAGUGCCUUCGGCAGGAAUUUCGCGAGCGCCAUGGUGUCAGUUGCCCGACUCGACAAGUACUUUGAGAAUACAGUACCUGUUUCUCGUUACCCCGUGGGACCGCUUCGCAUCGACAGUGCUUCAUUCCGGAAGACGAAGGCGGCAACAUUCACAUUGGAAAAUAUCACUCUCUAUUUCGCUCAGGGAGGCCUGAACAUCAUUGGCGGCCCAAGUGGUAGUGGCAAAACCACCCUGCUGUUGUCUAUACUUGGUGAAACCUACCUAGAGAGCGGUACUGUAACCAGGCCGGAAGACGUAGCAUAUGCUUCCCAGUCAGUCUGGCUACAGAACGAAAGUAUCCAAGCCAACAUAGUCUUUGGCAGCCCAAUGGAGAAACUGCGCUACCACCAAAUUAUCGAAGCAUGUUGCCUAUGGGAAGAUUUUAAGGAACUGCCGGCUAGGGAUAUGACCACGGUAGGUGAAAAUGGCACUUCCCUUUCAGGAGGACAGAAAGCUCGUGUCGCUCUCGCAAGAGCUUUAUACUCCAAAGCACCUCUGUUGUUGCUGGAUGACAUCUUUGCUGCUCUCGAUGCUAAAACGGCUGCUGGCGUCUGGAAACACUGCUUUUGCACUGAUCUUCUUAGUGGAAGGACAACUGUGCUUGUAACCAAUCUUCCCUGGAUUUCUGAGCAAGCAGACCUUUCUGUUGUAUUGGAGAAGGGCCAGAUCGAGUCGGCAGAACCCCAAAUCGGUGUUAUUCGUAAGCCAAUUGCCAUUGCUCAAGUCCUGGGGGGAGAUGAUGACGCAAGUGAAGAACCCGAUACUAUAACUCAGGACACACAACCUAGCGGCGACGAUUUGAAUAACGCAAACAAAACCUUGGAAGAGAAAUACCUGAAAGACGUUGUCAGCCAGGAAAUGAAGGCUUCUGGAAAAGUUGGCCGUUUGACCUUCUUACAGUACAUGAACUAUUUCGGGCAUCCUGUAUUCGUUGUGACUUGUCUCGCCCUUUUGCUUGCUGCCAACAUUUUCGCGUUUUUGGGUACUCUAUGGCUUUCCGUCUGGGUCGAGGCAUACAACCACCAGGCUCAUGUCGACAUCCCUUAUUACAUGGGAAUAUUUGCAGGGCUCACACUCUUGGAGAUUGGAAGCUAUUUUCUAGCCAUCAUAAUGUUUGAAUGGGGGGCCUGGAACGCUGCCAGACGAUUACACAAUGACUUUAUUCGCGCCAUCAUGCGUGUCUCCCUUUCGUGGUUUAAACAUAUCCCGAUUGGGCGCAUCACCAACCGCUUCUCAAGUGAUAUAGCAUCUCUUGAUGGAACGAUAGGUACCAUGCUGCGUAUGAUGCUCGACACAAUUCUCUUGAUGCUCUUCCGCAUUGGUGCUGUCAGUAGCAUUAUGCCGAUCUUUAUGAUACCGGCACUUUUCACUUGUUUGUUCGGUGUUCUAAUUGGCGAGGCAUACACGAGAACUGCUGUCGUAGUCAAGAGGCUUACCUCUUCUGCUCAGUCGCCUGUUUUCUCUCAGUUUGCCGAUACACUGGCAGGACUUCCUGUCAUUCGGGCUAGGAGUGGUAUGGCAGCGACGUUCCGGGAAGAGCUGGCCGCUAGGUUGCGCACAUGGUCAGCUUCGUCGGAGACUAGCUUCAACUCCAACCGUUGGGUGGCUGUGCGUGUGGAUUUUGUGACAGCUUUGGUCAGUCUAUCGGCAGGCAUAAUUGCAGUGUCACAGACUGGUGUCGUAGCUGCAGGGCUCGUCGGUUUCUCCCUUACCAACGCCAAUGGCCUCAGCCAAACGAUUCUAUUACUGGUACGAGCUAUGAAUGAUCUGGAAGUAGAGAUGCAGAGUUUCCACCGAGUAAAGGAGUAUGUCAAGUUGGAAUCCGAGGAGAAAGACGAUAAAGCGUACCCAGAGGAGGGAGAAUAUGCAGAUGACCCCUCCAAUAUAAUCCCCGAGAACUGGCCUCGAUCUGGCGAGAUCGAGUUUCGAAAUGUUACAAUUCGGUACGAUCCUGAUGGACCCAACAUCCUCACCGAUGUGAACCUCAAGUUCAAAGCUGGUGCACGCGUGGCUGUAGUGGGACGGACAGGGUCGGGCAAGAGUACGCUAGUUCUUUCCCUACUACGCUUCACACAUGUUGUUUCAGGCGAGAUUUUGUACGAUGGCCUUGACAUCACAAAAGUUCCCCGGCACCGUCUCCGUGAGAGCCUCACAAUCAUUCCACAAGAGGCUGUGCUGUUCAAUGGCACUGUUGAAUCGAAUCUUGAUCCUGGUGGUCGAGUCUCUAAAGAAGUUCUCGACAAAGCUCUCGGCAAUUGCAAAGGGAUUGCUUCGUUCUCUUCUCAAGCUUCUGACGAUAGUGACAACGACAUGCGUCCGUCUGACGAUGAGCAUAACACUGUGAAUUUGACAACAAGCGUUGAUGCUCGUGGCGAAAAUUUCUCCCACGGCCAACGGCAAGUUCUUUCACUAUGUCGUGCCCUCAUACGUCAAAGCAAAUUAAUGCUUCUUGAUGAAGCCACAGCAAGCAUGGACUAUGAGACAGACCGAGGCAUUCAGACUGUUUUACGGCGGGAGCUAGAGGCUGCUGGAGGAGAUCGCACAUUAGUAACGAUUGCACAUCGUCUACGUACAAUCAUUGAUUAUGACACAGUCGUGGUCAUGAGUGCAGGACGUGUACUUGAAUACGGCUCGCCACGAGAUUUGUACAACAAUCGAGGCCAAUUUUACGACAUGAUCUAUCACAGUGGUGAAAUGGACGAUUUACAGGCUUUACUUGACACGGAGAGCUCCAACUGA
Messenger RNA from Fusarium sp. VM40, 4545 nucleotides. The record is from the annotation of a GenBank genome assembly. Lineage: Eukaryota; Fungi; Ascomycota; Sordariomycetes; Hypocreales; Nectriaceae.